AUGGUAAAGGGCUUUUCAACUAAGUUGUACCAUGAUUACAAAGUGUCAUUAUUGGAAGUGAUAUAUUUAUCAUCAUUUCUCAUUAAUUUUGCACUUGGAAAGAUAGUUCAUUUGUUAUCACCUGAUGAAGAAGUUUACAAUUAUUAUAAUAACAAGAAGAAUAUACUCAAUCAGUUGUUCGUUAAGAAAGGAUGGGGGUGGACUACUUUGUUCAUUGCAUUGUUUUAUAUCUGUUUGAAUUAUCAACGUCAUAAUAGAUUGAAUUUUAAAACGAUUCAAGCCGUGAUUAUACGAUAUGGGUUAGUUACGAUCUGGUGGAUAUUCUUUACUCAAUGGUGUUUUGGCUUACCUAUUAUGGAUAAGAUAUUUAUCUUAACUGGAGGGAAAUGUGUUAUCAAUGAUAAGCAAAGUAUUCCUAAAGCAUUAUCACAUUUGAUUGAAUUUUUUGAAGAAAUUGGAUUUGAAAGUGAAGGUGGCGAUUUAGAAGCUAAUAUAUUAAAAUUAGAAUCAUCGAUUGUUUCAUCUUAUUCAUGUCGUCGUUUAAGAGGAUCAUGGGAAGGAGGUCAUGAUCCUUCAGGUCAUGUGUUUUUAUUAAUUCAUUCAUCAUUAUACUUAUUUUUAGAAGCAUUACCAUAUUGGCAAUCAUGGACAGUGUUAUUAGAUAAUAUAAGGGCAUUCCUGAGAGAGGUUAGGAGUAAUAAUAAAACCAUUCAACAAAGAGGCAUCAUUUUAUCUCAAUUCAUUAUUGGCAAUCCACAUAUUUUAAUUAUUUUAUUGAUAUCAUUAUGGUGGUUUAUGUUAUUCAUGACUAAUAUCUAUUUCCAUUCCAUAGCAGAAAAGUUGGUAGGAUUAAUAUUUGGAUAUGUUGGGGUUUUAGCCAUUUAUUAUAUUCCUCGUAUAAUGAGUAUUAAUAAAGACAACACCCUGAAAAAGGUUAUGUAA
Molecule: messenger RNA, 942 nt
Organism: Scheffersomyces coipomensis
Lineage: Eukaryota; Fungi; Ascomycota; Pichiomycetes; Serinales; Debaryomycetaceae
Exons: 1
Coding region: 1-942 (313 amino acids)
Biological process (GO): lipid storage; lipid droplet organization; phospholipid biosynthetic process
Cellular component (GO): endoplasmic reticulum membrane
Molecular function (GO): coenzyme A diphosphatase activity
Source: RefSeq, a predicted model, not a curated record